CUGACAGCCGCGAGAUAAGACCGAACCAGUGCCAGUCUCCGUCUCUUACUGUCGCGAUCACCAGAAAUUUAGAAUCGGCAACCGAAAACGUGUCGCGAGUCUCAACGUCAACAAGACAAAAUCGAGUAUCAGUAUCGUGUCGCGUGUCGCUCGCAAUGUACAAGAGAACUGACAGGAGAACUGGGACCAGGUGUGACAUGACAGUGAAUCAAGGACCCUGAUCUGAUUAUGUGCAUGACAAAUUAAAGCAGUGCAGUGACCCUUUCCCUCAAAUAUUGUCGCGUUCACCUUGUGAUUAAGUUGUUAAGCUUCGCGAGACGAAAGUCUCAAUCACGGCAGCAAAAUUGAGCUGGAUUUGCACCAACGGGCCGCCGGCCACUUUAUGAGAGCCGGCGGCAACAUGUGCGACGGCUCCUUCACGGAGACCCUGCGUAGUAUGCAGGGCAUGACGGGAGCAUCGCCACCGGGUGGUGCCGGUGUCGGUGUCGGUCCUAUGGGGGUCGGCCUCAACAGCCCGCUCGGCCCGGGUGGCAAGAAAGUGCAAGUCGAGCACAUUAAACGGCCCAUGAACGCCUUCAUGGUCUGGUCACGGCUACAGCGACGGAAGAUUGCUCAAGAAAAUCCCAAGAUGCACAACAGCGAGAUCUCCAAACGGCUCGGUGCAGAAUGGAAGCUUCUUACGGAAGAUGAAAAACGCCCGUUCAUCGACCAGGCCAAGAGGUUACGCGCCCAACACAUGAAGGAACAUCCAGAUUACAAGUACAGACCGCGAAGAAAACCCAAGACUCUGCGGAAAGAAGGAUAUCCUUACAGUAUUCCAUACCCAAGUGUUCCCAUGGACGCUCUUCGAGCCGGGAUGGCCGGUAGCAUGGGACAAGCUGGGAUGGGCACCUAUUACGGCCCUGCUUACGGUUCCCUCUCUGCGGCCAGCAUGGCUGCGGCCGCCGCAGCGGCAGCACAACAAUCGGCGGCCAUGUCUGGUCUUGGAGCACCUGCUCAGGUGGUGAGCUCGAUGGACGCUAUGAAGUACUCCAUGGAAGCUGACAAGUAUCGCGCCGCCUACAUGCCGCCCAGCACCCUGGCGAUGAGUAUGUAUCCGGAUACCAAGUACCUGGACUCCAAUCCCAAGACCUAUUUGGAUCGAAGCUACCUGGACUCGGCGAAGGCGUACUUCGAACAGUCGAAACUCUAUAUGGAUCAAAAACCGGCCAUCGCUGAUUACAAUCGAUCGAGUUACGAGCCCAACAAGCUCUACGAGGAAUCCAGCCCGGGUAGCGUCGUCGGUGGGAACGGACCCGCGAGAUCGCCAGCCGCCGAGUCGCCGGACACGAGCAAGCAACACGAGAGGACCGAGCAGGGCUCGUCCAGCGCAAGCUCGACGUCGACGUCAUCGGCCGCGAGUCCCGGUGCGACCCUGCCCGCUUACUAUCCCGGACCGGUCCAGGCCGGCGGUCUUCUGGGCCCGCAGAUGGGCCAGUACGGCGGAUACCAGACAGCACCCGCGCCGGGAAACGAAUCCUUUCGCCGGCCGUUGACGGUCAUCUUCUGACCCGACAGAGCGUAGCUCUGAUCUAUCCUCGACGAGCAGCUGCUAUAACGCCUGACUCGCGACGGCUGGAUCGCGACGGCUAACGCAGAUUUCGCGAAUUUGACGAGGCGAGAUGAAGAGGUACUAUGAAUCGCGCCAAUCGGAAAAAAAUGUUAUCGUCUAAGUCGAAGUCGAGAUUUCGAUGUAACUUCAAGAGGAACAUGGGAUCUGGUCUCCCUGUAUCGUCCAACGCGGAAACGAGAGUGAAACGUUAUGUGAGAGUUAUUAGAAAAACUUUAUUCUCUUCUCGAAAUAAGCUUGCCUUUAUUUUACUGGAUGGAUUUUCGCGAUGUCACCAUUUCCUCAUCAUAAUAGCUAAUCACGGAUCUUACCAGACUUGCAAUGAUGAAAUCUUUUUCUGAAGAGUACUCCCAAUUUUAGAAGAAUUCUCUAAUAAUCUAAAAGAUUCUAGCAAUAUUAAAGUGAGUUCAGUGCUAUUGAUAAAUGAAGAUCUUAUGAACCAGUUAAAUAAAAGUUGGAGAAGCUGUGAAAGAAGAGUAGGAUCAUUAAUCAAAUGAAGAGAUAUUUAAUCUUCAAAAAAUCCUCAGAAAACGUUGUUGAUUCAACAAUCUGACGCCGUUCAAAACGCUCGAUCCAGAAUUUUAUCGAGCGAUAAGGAAGAAUUAGAUCAUUUCCCGGUCGGAUAUAAUCGCAUCUCGCUUUAGCAGCGAGAUUGAAACUGACCAACGGAAUGACCAACUGACCUAUUCCAAGAAGCAAAGGACGGAUUAACGAUGAUAACGUCGUUACGAAUGACAACGAAGACCGGGAGGGGUUUCCGCUGUGUCGUUAACAGACUAGUCUUAACAGAGAUCGCGUUGUUAAGAACACACAUUGUACAUAGUCCCUGUGUAAAUAGUGUAGCAAAAACUUGGCUUUUCCGGAUAUCCGCACGCGAAUCCGCUUUCUUACGGUCUCCAUCCUCGCGCAUGAGCGUAGCUCUCGACGAAGAAAGCAGUACAAAUAGAAGAUCAUGUGCAUGCAUGAUGUCCGAAACCUGUCGCGAGUGGUUCGAUCUCGUUGGAACGACGUAAGCAUCCUCUUUGUUUUCCUUCUUUUUCAACUCACACAACUGAUUACAAAGAUAUAUUCACUCUGUAUAAUAUUAAAUAAUAUUAUAUAAUGUUAUAUAAUAUUAUAUAGCCCAAGCUGAGAGAGUUGUGCGGGUUUGAUUAAUGAUAGGAAAGGUUUCAUACCUCUUAGAAUCUUAAAAAUUACUUUUAUAAAGUAAUACCUUAUGGCUGAGAGAUUGAAAGUAAAUUUCAUCGUCGGUAAUUUUUUAUUAAUUACUAAAAAUAAAUUGUUAAAAAGGAGUCAAUGUCAUUAGUUAUGUGAGUUGAAAAUUUCGAUAUUUCUCGAAUAAAACUUUUUUAUAUAAAAAAUUCUAUUUAACUUUUAUCUUUUAUAAGUGCGUUUUAUUUUAUUCUCGUGGAGAAAUUAAUUAUUAUUGUUGCGUCAUAAAUGUAGCCUAUAAAUGUUUAUCUGAGAUAAUAACAUUUGAAUUAAACGCCGUUUAUUUGUGUCGUUUAUUUGAGUAUCAUGUGAGAUUCUUCUUGCGCAUCGCGAUAAUAACUCAUGGUAUCUUCGUUUUAUUGAAUAAUAAGUAAUGUUUUCAUUGCAAUGAACAAUGCUAAGAACAAUGAUGUAUCGAUAAAAAUAUAUAUUUAUUAUUAAUCUUUUCCAGUUAGUUAUCUUGCAUUGUUUUUCUUUUUCAUGGAGAUACUGUAAAAACGUCCAUUUUAUCACGCGCAUUUCAUGGAUUUUUAAUUAAAAAUAAGUAAUUGAUAUAUAUAUAUAUAUAUAUAUAUAUAUAUAUAUGUAUUUUAAAAGAGUAAUUAAUUAUAAUUCUUGUUAAUUUAUUGACUGACAGAAAUACGCGAUUAUAUUUCUGUCUUGGUAACUGUUGGUUAUUUUCGGUCUAUUUUCGCUUUACGGUGUCGAUCAAAUCGAUUUUGCGAGGGGGAAAAUAAGCUGCGGAAAAUAUCUCGUUCUCAAAGAGCGGGACCUUCCUGCUAUACGACGUGUAACCUUUGUAUUCGUAUCGUUACGAUGAACCUUAAGCUGUAUCGAUUAUCCGCGUAUAAUAUUACAAGCGACACAAAAAGUAAGCUAUAAAUAUUGUACCGUAAAUGAGAAAUAAACGUUAAAUAUUAUCCU
This is a messenger RNA of Cataglyphis hispanica, 3745 nucleotides long. Its product is annotated as transcription factor Sox-19b. Gene Ontology annotation, molecular function: DNA-binding transcription factor activity, RNA polymerase II-specific; RNA polymerase II cis-regulatory region sequence-specific DNA binding. The record is from RefSeq and is a predicted model, not a curated record. Bases 383 to 1549 code for a protein of 388 amino acids. Gene Ontology annotation, biological process: cell differentiation; regulation of DNA-templated transcription; anatomical structure morphogenesis. The transcript is spliced from 5 exons. Lineage: Eukaryota; Metazoa; Arthropoda; Insecta; Hymenoptera; Formicidae.